CGGACCCCACAUCCUGGCUUGCACAUUGGGGAGCUUCUCAGCACUUUGGGAAUCCUGCCUGCGGCAGGGCUUUCUUUGCAGUGGAUUUGCUUGCUAUAGGGAAUUGGGACAGGUUCAACUUGAAGCUUCAUCUUACUCUGCUAGGACUGUGAGAGAAGCCUUUAGGUGGUUUGUGUACCCUGCACAUGAGCUCACGGUUUCAGCAGGGAGCAGCAGCCUGCCAGUAAAGAUGAAAAAUCAUCAGCCCGUGGAUUGUUGGAUCCUACCAUGCCCUUCGUGCCAUGACCGAUGUCUGAAAGAGGAAAAGCCCCUGUUCUCUCUGACAGAAGUCCUAACCUUGCUGGUCGCUGGUGGACAGUGGGAGAAAUCAGCUGGGAUGAGACAGCUGAUUUCCCCGCAAGGUUCGGUGACACCCCAUGUCCCAUGUGAUGCUUGUUCCAUCUUUGUCAGUCCAUAUGUCACUGACUCAUUUUUUUCAGUGAUGUGUCAUGAAAAUAAGCCUUCUGUGCAACAACAGUAAGAUCAGAAGUGUAAAGCCCAAGCAGUGCUGUGCAUCCUGUAGUGGGGUUAUCCCCCGGGAUUCACACACCAGGUUUGCCACUCACUUCAGGAAUUGCCAGUGUUGUUGAUUGGAAUUGCCCUAAAAUGUCUUUUUUAAUUGGUUUUUUUUUAUUCCUGGCUCUCCGGUGCUAGCUGCCUUGGUUUCCUAUCCUGUGUCUCACAGGCAGCUGCAUCCAGGAUCCUCUCUGAGAGCAGUAAGGCACUGGAGCAUGAAGAGUUUUCAAGCAAGACUGGGGCACCUCUCCGCCACUGGGAUGAGAGCCCGUGUCUACUGUGAAGACUUUCUGUUCCCAAAGGUGCGCAGGACCAUGGCAGACCAGUGGUCUGUUUACUCCAAGCCUGUCCCAGCAAACGUCAGAGAGCUGUGGACCUUGCUUCUGCAGUGUUCAUGCACUACAGUGGUGAUAGGAGGCCUCUUUUACAACUGGAUGUUUGCUUCCCUGGAGUACUCCCAGCACCUCUGCAUUGCAAUGGCAGUCUCCUUCAGUCUGCUCCUUCUCCUGACCCUUUUCUUGGUGCAUCCUGCCCGUUGUGUCUUCAGUAUGAUCAUGCCUACGUUAGGUACCAAACAAGGCCGGAAACUUCUCUUGUCAACCUGCAUCAUGAUAGUAGUGGUUAACAUAACACCCAACAUCAUAAGCAACAUUAAAACCAUACUGCAAAUUAUAAAGUGCAUCUGCAAGAAUUCCUCUGAGAGUCUUCUGAACUCAACUGCUCUGCUAGAGACAGCUUCCUGGCAGUUUGGGGAUGCAAUCCAGGAAACAGUUAAUUCCAUUAAUAUUUAUAGGCCUAUGAAUGGACAUUUUCAGUUUUCUUUGCUUAACAACAGCAGCUUGAUUUACCAACAAAUGCACCUUGCUGGUGAGAAAAUUGGGAGGGACUUUUUGGCUGUUGAGAUACUGGUCAAAGACUCUGUACGAGUAGGCAACAGGCUGGUUGCUGGCUUCUCCAUGUUCUAUCUCUGUUUUGAGUCCACCUGGUAUUUGAAAAAUUAUCUGACCAACCUUCGCUUUGACAAUUUUUACAUCACGAAGAAGCUGGAGCGUUUAGCUGUGGAGAAAAGAUCAGCUCAUCUGCUGGUGGGCUCAUCCAAAAGCCUUAUUCGACCAUCAGGCUUGAAGUUGUCCCGGGAAGAAGUUAUGCUGUGCCUCGUGCAAGCCAUGCUUCUCACUGUGGCCCUGAUGCUGAUGCUGGUGGUCGUGGCAAUGGACCACUUUGCAUUCAGGGUGGCAGACACCGUGGUGAGAAAGGCGGCUCAGUUCUCUGCGGUGCCCGUCACUCUCAGCAUCAAAUACAAAGCUAAAAUAGGGAUCCUGCCCUCUCUUUUGAGACUCCUUCUUUACAAAGAAUUAACACUUCUGGACUUUGAAAAAAGCUACAACCAUUCUCUGAUCUUCAGCUCUGCCCACUGUAGGAUCAGUCCCCCGACGCCUCCCAACCCCUCUGUGAUGCUUGUCGUGGGGCUGCUCUUCUGCAUCCUCUACGCCACCGUAUUCCUGGAAACCUAUGCACACCGCCUGUGCAGAAAAAUUGCAGGCUCCUUCUUUGAGACCUGGGAGGAGAAGCGAGCACAUUACCUCUACAAGAAGCUGUCCAGGAAGCACAAAGAGGAAAAUAACUGCGUGAGAAACUAAGGGUACUUUUGGAAAUGCAGGGGGUGCCUGAGACCUGUGGCAGUGGCUGGGCACAGGCUUCUGCAAUGGGAUCCUCUUUAACCUUCCAGAUUCAGAGAAGUGUUUGGAGUCUGGGGGAAAAUAUUUGCCAACACCACCCUCCCCACCCCAUCAAGGUGAAAUGUCACAUUUUGCAUUAAUUUGAGAAAAACAGGCUAAAUUUACUUUUUCUUUUUUUUUCUAGAAGGUCUGGAGUCGGCUGUUCCGGGAAUGGUGGGAGAUAGCUCAUAUGACUUGGAGGAUAGCUGCAGUAUUAGGCAAGAUUAAGUGGGAAACAUGUGGGUGUUGUGGUGGGGGAAGACCUCUUUUACUUCCCCCAUCACAUCCGUGCGGGAAGUACACACUUCCUUUCUUUCUCAAGUUAUACCAUCAGGCAGCAAGAAAGAAAACUCAUUUGAGUUGAUUAAUUUAAUUUUCAGGGAGUUUUUCUUUCAGGUUUCAUGCACAGAAACCUGGGUAGACUGGAUAAAUAUUAGCUUUUAGAAGAUUAUUCACGUAAGAAAGUGUCAUUUCAGUGAAAUAAAUUCAAGACCAAUAUGACCAUAAGAUGCACAUCCUGGGUAUGGGUGGUGGUGGAAAUCACCUCAUGAGGACUUUAUGAAAUCAAUUCGCAAUGGGUCUUCAAAAUAAAGUAUAAAUAAAAUAGCUUAAGGAACUCAAAAGAGGAUGAGACCUGCCAAUAAAGGCCAAUUUGGGUGUCAGUCUCUGUUUCCAAGUUACAAGUGAUGGGACGAGAAGAAAAAGCCUCAGGUUGCACCAGGGGAGGUUUAGAUUGGAUGUUAGGAAAAAUUUCUUCACUGAAAGGGCUAUCGGGGCUUGGAACAGGCUGCCCAGGGACAUGGUUGAGACACCAUCCCCGGAGGUAUUUAAGAGACACGUAGAUGUGGCACUUAGGGUCAUGGUUUAGAGAUGGACUUGGCAGUGUUGGGUUAACAGCUGGACUCGAUGAUGAAUACAUAAACUUGACAUUUGAAUGAGUGCUCUGCGGGGAACAGGGAAGUAGCAGGACUUGGAGGGCUGGACUUGCCUGAACCGAGAGCUGGUUUUAUGUGUUGGGUUGUUUCGAACUCAGGAACUAUGGUAUUGUAUCCAAGAUGCAAAAAUCCAUCACUGGUGGAGCAUCUGAAACAUUAUUUUUGAAAGAGAGGCAGAUCAGACACCUCUCUAAGGGCAACAGCCAAAGGAGGGGGAGUUAAAUCAGUGCCAGGUUAAAAACAAAGCAACUUUGCAGCUUUGUUUCCUCAGAGUAUCUCUAUUAUUUUCCUCCCUUUUCCCAUUACAGUCUUCAUUAAGGUAAUUAUUUGACAUAAUGCACCUCAAUGAUAUUAAAUUAUAGAAGUGAAGUGGCAGCUGCAGCCACAUGCACCAAAUUCUCUCAGCUUCUGAGGUACUUGAAACAAAGUGGGUCUGGAUUAUUUUUUUAAGCAUCUCUCUUACAAAACCCUUGUGCAUUCAUCUCCCCAGGUUUCUUAAUUCCCUGCUGUCUGAUGAUUAAUCCAAGAACCUUUCUGCCUCUACAGCAACUAGGAGGCUUUGUCCUGAGGUUUCUGUAGAAAAUGAUCUGUGUUCUUUUAGGGAAAGACAAAAUAUUUCCACGUGCCCAUUAAGUAGCCAAGAUUAUCUGGAACCAGGGGUUAAAAUAACAGGGAGGAGAACAGAGGAGCCCCUUCAGCCAGCAAACCAUGCCAGCAGUAUGUUGCCUUCCAACAAGCACAUCUUGUUUUUCCUUGGGAAGAGUAAUCUUUUGUGCAUUAAUCCUUAAGAUCUUUUUUUUUAACGUCCAGUGGCAUUUGGAUCCCCCCUGAGCAAUGUCCAGUUCCUCUCCUUGCCUUACAAGGGAGGUCUUCAGAGAAGACUGGGUCAUGGGGAGAGGAGGCUGAAAUGGUGAAGUGCUGGAGAUCAGCAUGGGACUGGCUUUACUUUCGCGAUGGGCCCUCCAGGUUCAGAUGGGGCUUCGGAGCAGAUGAGACCAGAGAGACAGGCUAAGAGGACUAAGUACCACCCUUCGGACAGGCACUCUCCAGCUCCCAGCCAGGGCAGCUGGGCCAUAUAUGAAGCAGCUCCUGAAACACCCCUUCUCAGCCUCAGAAAUAAUAUUUGCUACAAAAAAACUGAUCCCAAAUUGGUUCUUCCUGUCUCCUCUAGAGUCUCCUUCAGCUCCCACUAAAUUUUGACCACUAAAGACUAAUCCUGGGAACUAUGCACUUCUAGAUUGUAAAAUUCAGGGUCAGACAAGCCUUGAUAAGUGUAAUUACAUCUGCUUGAAAGGAUAAUAAUCAGUGUGAGGUACUGCCGCUCUGCCUCCAGAGCCGCAGCCUCCAUAAUCUCUUCAUGAAGCAGAAAUGUGCUCCCGUUUCCAUUUUGCAGACUAAGGAUGAGAUUUUUAUAAAGUUCUUUCAUGGGUAUCACACCAGUUUCAGUGGUUUCAGUGACAAGGAUCCAUAGGCAGCAGAGACCCUGUUGCCUGCCUGCAUCUAGGGGUGAGUUCUCCUGCCCUCAUUUGGACAUCUGCCCUAGGAGGCAAUGGAUCAUGCCCAACAUGCCAUCCAUCUCCUCAGCCUCAGGGCCCUCAGACAUGUUUUUUUCCUUUAAUAGUCAUAUAGAAAUUAGUAACAGAAGAAUUUGGGUUUGGAAGUGUCACGGUUUUAGCUGGGAUAGAGUGAAUUUUCUUCACUGUAGCUGGUAUAGAGCUGCGUUUUGGACUUGGUAUGAGAAUAAUAUUGGUAACACACUGAUAUUUUAGUUGUUGCUAGGCAGUGCUUGUACUAGUCAUUUUCCAGCCUCUCAUGCUCUGCCGGGUGCGCAAGAAGCUGGGAAGGGAGGGGGCACAGCCAAGAGAGCUGAUCCAAACUGACCAAAGGGCUAUUCCAUAUCUUAUGAUGUCAUGCCCAGUAUGUUAACUGGGGGGAGUUCGUCAGGGGAAGCAGCACUCGUGGCUCAGGGACCGGUGGCGUUGGUUGGUGGGUGGUGAGCAGUUACAGCACUUGUUUGGCUUUUUUCCAUCCUCCUGAGGUUUCACCUCUCUCUCGUUAUUUUCCUUUUCUUUAUAUUAUUAUUAUUACUGUUUUAUUUUAAUUAUUAAACUGCGCUUUUCUCAA
Phalacrocorax carbo (great cormorant) is the source of this 5332-nucleotide messenger RNA. Lineage: Eukaryota; Metazoa; Chordata; Aves; Suliformes; Phalacrocoracidae. The record is from RefSeq and is a predicted model, not a curated record.